AUGACUGGGAAGAAGAAGAAAAGAUGCAGGCAAGCACAGCGGCGCGAUACCUUCUCAAGCUCGACCUCUGCAGCUUCAUCGUCAUCGUCAUCAUUUCCGUUUCACACCUGGUUUGAAAGCGAAAGUGAUAGUAGUGACCUAAGUCUGCAAAGCAUGACUGGGAAGAAGAAGAAAAGACGCAGGCAAGCACAGCGGCGCGAUACCUUCUCAAGCUCGACCUCUGCAACUUUAUCGUCAUCGUCAUCAUCUCCGUUUCACACCUGGUUCGAAAGCGAAAGUGAUAGUAGUGACCUAAGUCUGCAAAGUAUGACUGGGAAGAAGAAGAAAAGACGCAGGCAAGCACUCCGGCGCGAUACCUUCUCAAGCUCGACCUCUGCAGCUUCAUCGUCAUCGUCAUCAUCUCCAUUUCACACCUGGUUCGAAAGCGAAAGUGAUAGUAGUGACCUAAGUCUGCAAAGCAUGACUGGGAAGAAGAAGAAAAGACGCAGGCAAGCACGGCGGCGCGAUACCUUCUCAAGCUCGACCUCUGCAGCUUCAUCGUCAUCGUCAUCAUCUCCGUUUCACACCUGGUUCGAAAGCGAAGGUGAUAGUAGUAACCUAAGUCCUUGA
Sycon ciliatum is the source of this 609-nucleotide messenger RNA. RefSeq lists its product as uncharacterized. The coding region runs from base 1 to 609 and encodes 202 amino acids. The record is from RefSeq and is a predicted model, not a curated record. Lineage: Eukaryota; Metazoa; Porifera; Calcarea; Leucosolenida; Sycettidae. The transcript has a single exon.